This is a messenger RNA of Xiphophorus couchianus (Monterrey platyfish), 4110 nucleotides long. Its product is annotated as RNA-binding protein 4.1-like. Gene Ontology annotation, cellular component: nucleus. The transcript is spliced from 4 exons. The coding region runs from base 156 to 1178 and encodes 340 amino acids. The record is from RefSeq and is a predicted model, not a curated record. NCBI's taxonomy places the organism in Eukaryota, Metazoa, Chordata, Actinopteri, Cyprinodontiformes, Poeciliidae. Gene Ontology annotation, molecular function: mRNA binding.
CAAAGUGGACUUGAACAUCCCGCACUCUGGAUGGCGGUGUGGUGCUACAUGUCUGACAUCUUCCUCUUGCUGUAGCUAACAGGAAGUGGUGGGUAGAACGAUCCACAAAAGAUAUUUCAUUCUGUUCAGGUCGUCAUUGGAAACCAUCCUCAGCAAUGGUGAAGAUUUUUGUGGGGAACCUUCCCCGAGAAGCUACCGAGGAUGAGAUCAAGGAGCUCUUUGAGGAGCACGGCACGGUCACUGAAUGCGCCAUCAUCAAGAACUUUGCCUUUGUCCAUAUGGAUGACCGUAAGGCUGCCACCAAAGCCAUCAGGACCCUUCAUCAGCACAAGCUCCACGGCACAGCGAUCAACGUCGAGGCCAGCCACGGGAAGAACCAGGGCCCCGUGAAACUGCAUGUAGCCAAUGUAGAAAAAGGAGCUGAUGACGAACUCCGUGCUCUGUUUGAAGAGUACGGUACGGUCACAGAGUGUGCUGUUGUCAAGAAUUUUGCUUUUGUGCACAUGCCCAACUAUGAUGAGGCCAUGGAUGCUAUCAAAGGGCUUGAUAACUCUGAGUUUCAAGACAAACGCAUCCACGUUCAGGUUUCUAAGAGUCGACCGAGGUAUGAAGAAUGUGAAGACUACCCACCUCCUCCCCCAGACAGGGGAGGCUACUGGCCUCCACACUAUCCAGGAGAGCGGCCUGAGCCUCCCCCACCGGGCUACCUGAGGGCUCGCCCCAUGCCCCCUGGUUACCCAGGUCCUCCUCUGCCACCCCCUCCCCCGAGGCGGGCGGCUUAUCCUGAGCGAUCCUAUGACAGCGAAAGGGAGGGAUACAGUGUAGUAGAUUACUACGAGAAGUACCGAGCUCGUCCGUACGCCAUGUCUCCCUAUGAAGAGCAUCGUGCUAUACCCCCACCUCCUCCGCCUCCGCCCUCUUCUGUCGUUCGAGACCGCCUUAUGACCUCACCGCUUAAUCCAUAUGAGCGUCGGCCCCUCCCUCCUCCCCCUCCGCCUCCCCCCUCAUCGUACUACGCCCGAGAUCGCAGCCCAAUCCGGAGGGCUCCUAACGCACCGUUGCCCCCUCCGCCCAGUAACGGCUAUGCCUACGAUCGCUCUCCAUACACAGUUCCACGUGCAAGGGACCCCUAUGCGGACCGGCUGCCUCCGCCACCACCUGCACGCUACGCAUACUAAUGCAACACGUCAGCAUUUUGAAGGAUUGUUGUCCGACUGCGUCGCCGCUUCCUGAUUCACGUGACUUUAUCCUCUUCCUGUCUGCGGCUGAGCGCGUUUCGUUCCUCUACAACACUCAAAAGGAUCUGAAUUCUUUUCGUCAAUGGCUGUUUGUUUGGUUUUAGUGCUUAGAAUAUGUUUUUUCCUUCUUCUGACUGUUUUAGUGUUGAAUUGUACUGUAAAAUCCUUACUUUCAAACGUCUGAAUGGGGCGUCUUUUUAUUUAAAACAACCUUUUCGUUUUAUUAAGCGUAAUAUUGUGUGUGACCUUAGAAAGUUAAAUAAUAUUCGCAUUCCUUUAAAGGCGGCUUUAGUUUACUCCCCAACCUGCACGUUUGAUUAAUCAUGUAAAUGCUCUCCAUCAAAAUUCAAACUUCUGUGGCGUUGCUGUGAAACGUAAAUGGAAAACAUGUAAAUUAGUAACUGCCCAUUUAAUGACGCAAUUAAUACUGUGCGUUUGCAAGAUCUGCUAAAUUUUCCCUUUUGGUAAAAUAACUUUUGAUUAGUAAGUGUGAUCUCGAUGCUCACUGCGCAACACCUUUUCACCUCUGUAACCGUUUGUAAUUGUUUGCUGAUUUUAAUAAUCUUUUUCUCAAUAGAAACAAGCGAAUCACAGCCAUGUAAAAGCGUUACGUUGAUUAAAGAACGUCUUGUCGGCUCUUGUGAGAUCAUAGUUUUUACCACUCACCACCGUACCACUCGACUUUACCCAGUCAGCAUCAAAAUUUAAAUAAAAGUCAACUCGUAAAGUUCUUCCUAGUGUACGCAAAGAUUUCCAAGCCACAACCUCUGUUGACCUGGGGCCAGCACUAACAUCCAAAGGCUGUAGGGGAGCUUCACAGUCAGCAGGUAAGUCAAGGGAUUACUGACACCAGAAAGAUGUCACCUGUUUAUGUUUUUACUGCUUUUGUAGAUCAUCUAUUUUAGGAAUUGAGGACUUCAUGUUGUAGGAAUGAAACAGGACAAUGAAGUUUUACAAUUUAGGAGUUUUUACUAUUAAUGUACGGCUUCACAGAUGGGUGACAAAAAACGAGACGUCGAACAACUGUUGUUCCCCAACCCAAGACAUAUCUACUCCAUACAACUGAUACCAGCAUCAGUAGGUCGGACAUUGAAUGAUUUGUGUACUAUAUGAUACGAAUCAACAUCAAAGUGUUCUUGUUGGGCCUCAUGUUUAAAAAAUAUAGUGUAUGCACAAAAAAAUUCAAAAUGAUGAAUAAGCACAUUCCAAAUCAGUUGACUACCUCUUGGAAUAUCAGGCACCUCUCUUGACAUGACCCUAUUGUAAUAUGAAAAAAGAUGGAAACAUGGCCUCCAUGUUCUUUGUACGAUAAAAGGAAGUCACUUGAUGGUAGGUAGAGACAUGAAAAAAAAAAAAUACACUCACGUAAUUGUGAUUUUUAUGUACUAGCACGGUGUACUUAGUCAAAAGCUCCAAUUAGAUCUGGGAAAUAUUAGGAAUUUCACACUUAAAGUCAUCAUAUGGAUGAUUUCAUCUCCUGACUCGACUCAAGUCUUACUUAUGUGGCCAAAUAGGUUAACAGACAUGCUCCAAAAUGACCUUUGUAGCAUGGAACCACUUUGUAGUCAGUGGCUGUAAAGGCAGUACGUAGCACUUAGCUGUGUUGCGCUUUGGAGAAAAGUUCCAACAAGAUUAAUCCUAGAAAGCUGAAACAAACUAGUCUUGUUCUCUAAAGACACUCACUUUGGCAUAUCGCAGUUUAACCUUUAACAACACUGUUUUUAUUAUUUUUCUUUGAUUGAAUAUGCUUCGUAGUGCCAAGUACAGUUCUGACACCUGAAAGAGGUUCUGCUAAUCCCGUUUUUAUAUGAACGUCUGCUUUCUGAUUCACCAAGUUGAGGAUUAUUAGAAGAUGCCAGAGGUAAACACAUUCCAGGGAAUAGUUUGAUAUACUCAUUCACAAACUUUACUAACCCAGAGUCCAGUUUGGAUGGGAAGAGAUAAUCAUGUAAUUUGUGAUUUUUUUUUUUUUCUCCGAAGAGUUUUUGCGGCGCUAGUGGUAUUUUUUGUGACAGUAGGCAGACAGGAAAGAGGGCGAGGAGAGGGUGGAGGACAUGCGGCAAAGGUCGCCGUAACCGGGAGUCGAACCCGCGACGUCUGCGGGAUGAAGACGAAGGACUAAGGCCUUAAAACGUGGGGCGUGUUAACCUCACCUCCUGUGCCACCACAGCACGCCACGUAAUUUGUGAUUUCUAACAAGCUGGUAGAACUAAAAGGGCCACCGGAAGACAUAAAAUAGUGGCGUAGUCAUGGAACUGAUUGCUGAAAUGUUCAGCAGUAAAAACAAUGAAGUUCUGCCUCAGGUAUGUUUAGAAGUUGCACUAGAAGACAUUACCAGCUCUGUGGUCAUUUUUUAUCACAUAUUUGAGUGCUCCUUACAAAAUACUUUUGGAAUGAUGUAGUGCAAAGGCCCUCAUGCAUGUUCAGAUCGAGAUCGCCGACAUGCCAUUGGUAAUGUGACUGUUUUUGGCGGUGUUGUACGUCACGUUGUCAGGAAAUACUGUAGAUUUAUUUCUAACAAUGUUGGGAAAUUCAAUUUGAUGCCAAAAUGCCUUUGAACUGAUCUUUUACAAAUACCCAAAACAUCAGAUUUGGUUUUGUCAUCCAUCUGUAAAAUGAAGUCGCUGAUAAAGUCUUUUCAGUAAAUAAAAAGAUUACUUAUAAUUUUCAGGCUAGAAUAAAGACAGUGUGGAAAUAGGAUUCUUUUAGAGGAUGUUAAUGUUGGAGCCUAAUAUUUUCUUCCAGUUAGCAUGAAGAACUUGCAUUAAAAAAAAAAUCUGUAUUUGGACUUGUAAGGACAAAACAUUUUUGUUUGCAUGUGUUAAUGUAAUUUUUGGAAGUGGUAUUUGCAAUACAAAAAAAAGACAACUUU